UUCGCUUGAAUAUGACUCCUGUAAAUAUCACUCGAUGUUGCUGCCAAACGAUUACCAUUCAUUAAAAUUUGCAUAUUUAAGGACAAGGAUAUGCUGUUUUUUUUUUUAAAUUAUCUUAAAUCUUCUACCGAAAUUCCCAUUAUUAUGUGGAAAAUUUUUCUAUACCGAUAAACAGAUAAAAAACUGGACAAAACACUUCUCAUUCAAUCAGAUCAAGCAUAGUUUAAUUUACAUCUUACAUUUCACGCCAGACAAUUAUUUCCGAUGUGUUGGCCAUAAGAUAAAGCACCUAUGGCUCUAAAUACAAAUAUUAUAUUAUUAUAUCUUAUUUCUUGUUAUAUAUUCGCUUGGCAUUUCUACGUUUUCCACUUGUCCAAAAAGAUUUGUUUCUCAAAUUUGAUUCUUCAUUUCUUUGAAUUGUUAGCUUUUAAGCCGGUGCUACAGAAUCUAAAUUAGUUUAUUCAUUUGUAACUAACUUACAUAUUUGGUUGCUGCAUCCUGAAUUGUUCAGUUCAUUGUAUUUCACUAACGUUAUACGUUUUAUGAUUGAUUGAUUCUUUCCAGUUGAAGCUGUUGAAGUUGAGGCCUAAAUGAUAACAUGCCUGAUUUUUGUAUGGACAUACACUUCUCUUUCUUAAAUAAACCAAUCUAAAAGACUUUCUUUUGCGUGGUAGACAAUUAGCCGAUAUCUACAAGAUGAACAAAUGAUAUCGACACACUCUGGCGCUUUCACUACUCAGACUAAUUACUUACACAAGUCAGAUCAGAACAGCUUUGAAGAUCGAAUAAAAAGAAAAUCAAAUAAAUUCAGCGCAUCACUUGUGAUACUAACAUUUUUCAUGUGACUCACCAAAAUGUAGAUACUUAUUCAUUCUUUUUCAAUUUGAUGUAACUUAAGUAAAAGCUGACUAUUAAAUUAUAUAUUUUCACGAUCACUGAUUACAACUUAAUACUUACUUCAUGUGCAUAAUGUUUGGCAUUUAAGAUAUGAAGGUCAGCGCGAAUUUUGUUAACCAUUGCUAUGUUCAUGCAUAUGUAAACACAUUUUAGGGAUAUUUACUUACAAAUAUGUAUCAAUAUAUUAAUUUGUAAAUACUGAUCUAAACACAAUUUUUUCUUAUGGGUUCAGUGGGUGGUCAAAUAAAGGCUAGGAAGUGUGUAAUAUUACAGAACUUAUUCUGAUAAAAACGUUUUUAAUUUUUGAUCAUCGCAAGAUAAACUAUAACGUGAUAAAAAUAUUUUUGUAUAUAAUCGACGGAUGGAUUGAUGCAGAUAAAUCACUUAAAUUGGGAAGACACAGAUAUACACAAUCCAACAAUUCGAUACCUCAGCUUACUUUAUGUACUUUUUUGCAUUUUGAGAUGUAUAUAUGUAUGUAUGCUUAACCCAUUAACCACAUUUUGGUUUAAUUCUUCAUACCCAGAACUUUUUUAAAAACUCCCAUUAAUGCCACACAAUACUCUAAACCAUUGGCGUCUACUGUAUCUGCAAUUUUACCUUGCCUCGUCUAUAAGCAAACCAACACUCGUCGAUCCGAAUAAUGCCGAGUUGGAUCCUAACCGUCCAUCUAGAAAAUUCUCUGCCCCUAGGCCCCUGGAAGACCCACUCGAUGUGGAGGCUAAGGAGAAGCAGCGCCUUCGCCAAGAGCGUCUUCUGACGGUCAACGAGGAAGCUCUCGACGAGGUCGAUUUGGAGAAGAAGAAAGCCCAGAAAGCCGACGAGGCCAAGCGUCGUGAAGAGAGGGCUUUGAAGGAGGAGAGAGAACGCCUCACCGCUGAGGCCGAGAAACAGGCUGCUGCCAAGGCCAAGAAGGCUGCGGAAGAAGCUGCCAAGAUUGCUGCUGAGGAGGCUAUUCAGGCCGAGGCUGCUGCCCAAAAGGCUGCCGCCGAAUCUGCCAAGAAGGCUGAAGAAGAGGCUCGUUUAGCUGAAGAGGCUGCCAAGAAGGCUGCCGAGGAAGCUGCCCAAAAGGCGGCCGAAGAGGCUCGUUUAGCCGAGGAAGCUGCCCAAAAGGCCGCCGAAGAGGCUCGUUUAGCCGAAGAAGCUGCCAAGAAGGCUGCUGAAGAAGCUGCCCAGAAGGCUGCUGAAGAAGCUGCCAAGAAAGCCGCUGAAGAAGCUGCCAAGAAAGCUGCCGAAGAGGCUCGUCUAGCCGAAGAAGCUGCCCAAAAAGCCGCCGAGGAGGCCGCUUUGAAGGCCGUAGAAGAGGCUCGUGCCACCGAAGAAGCUCGUCUGGAGGAGGAGCAGCGCGUCCGUGAGCAGGAGCUGGAGCGCCUGGCGGAGAUCGAGAAGGAGAGCGAGGGUGAACUGGCUCGUCAGGCUGCCGAGCUUGCUGAGAUCGCUCGCCAGGAAUCGGAGCUUGCCGCCCAGGAACUGCAGGCCAUCCAAAAGAACGAGAGCGAGGCCAACGAGCCCCUGGUCGAGGAACCCGUCACCCCCAUCGAGGAGCAGGAACCCGCCAUCGACCUGAGCUCCAACAUUGAAGACUCUGCCCCAACUGGUGGCAACAGCUACGAGGAGGAUGUCGAUGACGAAGAGGAGGAGGAAGAGGAGGAGGAGGAGUAGAUUCUACACAAUCAUCAUGCUGUCAACCUUAAUUAAACAAAAAAAUAAAUAAAAAAUAUUAUAAAGUCAUUAUAAAGUGAAGACGGGGUAAAAUAUGCAAUGUUAGAAUUGGAAAGUGUAAAAUAAAUUCGAAUAAGUUGAUAACAUUUUAAAAACUAAA
Messenger RNA from Drosophila ficusphila, 2719 nucleotides. RefSeq names its product protein anoxia up-regulated. Gene Ontology annotation, biological process: protein transport. The transcript has 3 exons. The record is from RefSeq and is a predicted model, not a curated record. The coding region runs from base 1447 to 2559 and encodes 370 amino acids. Lineage: Eukaryota; Metazoa; Arthropoda; Insecta; Diptera; Drosophilidae.